Austrofundulus limnaeus is the source of this 991-nucleotide messenger RNA. RefSeq names its product OCIA domain-containing protein 1. Gene Ontology annotation, cellular component: endosome. The transcript has 8 exons. Bases 134 to 841 code for a protein of 235 amino acids. The record is from RefSeq and is a predicted model, not a curated record. Lineage: Eukaryota; Metazoa; Chordata; Actinopteri; Cyprinodontiformes; Rivulidae.
CACUUCCGGGUUACAUCAGCUGCGUGCGCAGGAGCCAUGACUUUGUCCCAAACAAUGAACUAGCCAGCUGAAUGACAAUGUUAUUAAUGUGCACGAUUUUAAAACUUUAGUCAAGUGCAAGUCUUGCGUCAAUAUGUCCACCCCUGAGAGUUUUACGGAGGAGCGGCAGAACAUAUCUCCUAAGGAUGUGCUGCGUCCAGGCCACACCCGCACAGAUGAAGAGAUGAAGGUGAUGGAGGAGUGCGUAGCGGAGAGCUUUUAUUACAGAUCUCUUCCCCUCUCCUUCAUCAGCAUGGCUGUCACGGAGUACUUAAUUACAAGAGGGAUUUGGUCUGCAUCACCGAGGUUUGGAUCUGUACCUAAAGUGGCCUUUGCAGCCGCAGGUGGCUACAUCAUAGGGAAACUUUCCUACCUACCAAAGUGCAUGGAAAAGUUCAAAAACCUACCAAACUCACCUGUGGGAGAACUCAUUAGACAGAGGAAAGGGAUGUCUCAAAAUAGCGCUCCAUCGGAGCUGAGUGACCAAAACSUCCCUUCAUAUGACACCUCCAUGUUCCAACCAGCAGACACACARRGCAGCAUGUCCAGCUUCACCAGUGAUGAUGGGCAAAUGGGCAAGCCAGAUGACUUUAGCUCUCCAGUUCAGUCAUAUGAGGAGGAGGAGGAGCCUAAGAAGAAGUCCAUCCUCUAUGAAAACCUUAGACUCAAAAACAGGGAGAACUACGAGGUGAUGCUCAAUCAGAAAGCUGACACAAUGAUUAAAGCGUCCUCAGAGAAGGAGCCAGAAAUACCAAAGAAAGCGGCGAAAAAGAAUAUCUAUGGAGAUAMUUGGGAAGAAUGAGCUCUUUCUUUACGAAUGAAGGCCAGGAUCUGUGCUGUGGUGCCAGCGAUGCUGCAGGACACGGGGGUCUCGAUCACCACUGUUUAUGUUCUUGUAUAAGUUUGGGAUCAGUAUGACAUUGAAAGUGUGAAUAAAACUGACUGGAUGACU